UCCUUUUCCAUGGGACCAGCCCCAGGACAUGAACCUGGGGAAGAGCCGAGGUAUGGCAGGAGUCUGCGGUGAUGUCACCUUGUCAGAGAACCCGUUCCUCUGCAAAUCCCAAUCCAGGCUGGAGCUGGGCUCUCCCCUGAUCACCCCAAGGGAAUCCGCCCACAGGAUCAACAACAGCUGGCGGAGGGUGGGAGAAGAUAUAAAGCUCCCUGGGAGCAGCACUCUGGACCUGUCCUGGCUGCCUGGAUCUGCUCUCAGCAUGAAGAAGCUCCUGGUGGGAUUCCUGCUGGGUCUGGCAUUCGUGGAGUUGGCCCAGCCCCUGCGAUGUUACACGUGCAAGGAGCCCACAGACAUCUCCAAGUGCAGGACGGCCGUGGUGUGUCCCCCCAAAGCCACCGUGUGCACCACGACGCUGCACUCCGUGGAGACAGGUUAUCCCUUUUUUGGCAACAUCACCGUGACCAGGGCCUGUGAGGAGGAAUGCCUCUCCUACAGCGGGAUAGGGGCGUCCAAGCCCAAAUCCUGCUGCUACACCGACCUGUGCAGCGACGAGACCAAGAGCGCCAACAGGGCGAGGAGCAGCUCUGCAGCGCUGGGUCUGGUGGCCGUGGUGGCUGGCACCGUCCUGCUGUGCUCCCUGUGAGGUCACAA
Molecule: messenger RNA, 651 nt
Organism: Prinia subflava (tawny-flanked prinia)
Lineage: Eukaryota; Metazoa; Chordata; Aves; Passeriformes; Cisticolidae
Product: ly6/PLAUR domain-containing protein 2-like
Exons: 3
Coding region: 29-643 (204 amino acids)
Cellular component (GO): plasma membrane
Source: RefSeq, a predicted model, not a curated record